ACUCCGGGCGCGGGCUCAGUCGUCCCUUCUGCCGCCGCCGCCGCCACUGCUGCUGCCGCCGGGCGCGGGCUCACUCGUCCACGCGCUCUCGUUCUCCGGCCGCCGGCGUCUCCCGGCCCGGCCACCACCGCUGCUGCAGCGCAUUUCCCUGGAACCUGGGCUCCCCGAGACGCGGCACUGGAGCAGAUGGAUAAUGGAGACUGGGGCUAUAUGAUGACUGACCCAGUCACGUUAAAUGUAGGUGGACACUUGUACACAACGUCUCUCACCACAUUGACGCGUUACCCGGAUUCCAUGCUUGGAGCUAUGUUUGGGGGGGACUUCCCCACAGCUCGAGACCCUCAAGGCAAUUACUUCAUUGAUCGAGAUGGACCUCUUUUCCGAUAUGUCCUCAACUUCUUGAGAACUUCAGAGUUGACCUUACCCCUGGAUUUUAAGGAAUUUGAUCUGCUUCGGAAAGAAGCAGAUUUUUAUCAGAUUGAGCCCUUGAUUCAGUGUCUCAAUGACCCCAAGCCUUUGUAUCCUAUGGAUACUUUUGAAGAAGUUGUGGAGUUAUCUAGUACUCGGAAGCUUUCUAAGUACUCCAAUCCAGUAGCUGUCAUCAUAACCCAAUUAACCAUCACCACCAAGGUCCAUUCCUUACUAGAAGGUAUAUCAAACUAUUUUACAAAGUGGAAUAAGCACAUGAUGGACACCAGAGAUUGCCAGGUUUCCUUUACUUUUGGACCCUGUGAUUAUCACCAGGAAGUUUCUCUCCGAGUCCACCUGAUGGAAUACAUUACAAAACAAGGCUUCACAAUCCGAAACACCCGAGUGCAUCACAUGAGUGAGCGGGCCAACGAGAACACAGUGGAGCACAACUGGACUUUCUGCAGGCUGGCCCGGAAGACAGAUGACUGACCUCCAGCAGUGGGAGAAGUUCCUGGAAAUGGAAUCUCCAGGAGAUCGAAGAGGCUGAUUGAUUUUUUUUUUUUUUAAAUCACAGUGUGAGAUUUUUUUUUUAAAUAUUUGUAUUUAUUUGAAGGCACUGGGGACCAGAAGGAAGUUUUGUGCUUUAGCAGACUUCUCUAUGUUUUGUUCCCUUCACCCUGAGUAUGCAUGUGCCUGUUCAGAGCCUCCAGAUACCUUUUUUAUAAAAAGAAGUCUGAAAAUCAUUAUGAUAUAUAAUCUACCCUUAACAGAGCUUCUUUUAUUACAGUGCUAAAAUGAUUUCUGAUUAAGUAGUCCCUAACUCAACUAGAAGGCUAAAAAUGCAGGAAUGAAAGAAUAAACAGAGUACUCAUGAUGCCUUUGGGAAAAAUCAAAACAUCAUGUAGGGUGACCUAGUUUUCAAACCAAUAAGCAGUAUUAUAAUAUUAAAGGAAAACUGUUCCAAUCAUUUAAGAGUACUUGUUAAGUACUGCUUUUUACAGUUAUGACAACUGUUUCUUUCUAUGCAUAUAAAUCAAGCAACCAAAUAUCUGUAGCCAUGGAAAUGUCUGACUAGAAAUAUUUAUAUUGGCUUCUGAAUACAAAAUGUCCCUGUGGUAGAAAUCUUACUUCUUAUGCCUGGUGCAGUAUAAUUCCCAAGUGUACUGUCUACCAGAAAAAAUAAAUAAA
This is a messenger RNA of Mesoplodon densirostris (Blainville's beaked whale), 1599 nucleotides long. It is a transcript of the gene KCTD6, whose product is annotated as potassium channel tetramerization domain containing 6. The record is from RefSeq and is a predicted model, not a curated record. NCBI's taxonomy places the organism in Eukaryota, Metazoa, Chordata, Mammalia, Artiodactyla, Ziphiidae. Gene Ontology annotation, biological process: ubiquitin-dependent protein catabolic process; protein homooligomerization. The coding region runs from base 187 to 900 and encodes 237 amino acids. Gene Ontology annotation, molecular function: cullin family protein binding. The transcript has 3 exons.